Messenger RNA from Rubroshorea leprosula, 2069 nucleotides. Lineage: Eukaryota; Viridiplantae; Streptophyta; Magnoliopsida; Malvales; Dipterocarpaceae. The record is from the annotation of a GenBank genome assembly.
CACUUCUUAGUCAACAGUGAUCAUUUUCAGUGUGUCAUCCCAUCUAAAUCCACUUUUGUUCUGAAGUGUUGGAAUAAUAUUACAUGUAGAUUUUAUUGUCUUUAGUUGUUUCUCUACAUGAGUAGUCACACAUUCAACACCAAAUUUCGAGCUUAUUGUUUCAGCUACUUGACCAAAAGAUUGAUGCUUAAGUGUGUUUGAUGGCUUGUUGCCUUUUGCUGCCUCCUCAGCAAGGAUCUCAAGUAAAAUGUGCCCCAUUGGUUCUCAUCACAUAAAUUACUUUGAUUUACCUAUUUUUACACGUCAUCAAAGAUUUUUUUCCUUUAAUUCCACAAUCCCAGCAACCCUAAAGACAUCGAGCGGAAUUUAUUAAUCGUUGAUCUUGAGUCUAUCCUCUUUUAAUUUGUUUUAUUUAUCUUUUUAGAUGCAUUAAUUGUGUCAACAUUUAAAUGCAGACCUAAUGGUUUGAUUAAAAGAGGUCUUUGUUCAAUUAUCCUUUUUUCUUUUUCUUUUUGUUGUUGAUGGAGAGGAUAUGAACCAUUUAUUUCUAGAAUGUACUCAGUCUCUUUAUUGUUGGAUGAGAUGCUGUACUCUUGGAGGGGAUUUAGCUCUGUUUUGCAGUUUGCACUGAUACUGUUGAUGCUUGUUGUCUACAUUUUGCCUAUGGGAUGCUUGAUAGGUCAUCAGGUAGUUUGUGUGGUUAAAGAGGAAGCUGGAAAGUGUUGCAUGUAUAUGUUUUCUGAAGAGGAAAAAGGAAUAUUCAGUGAAGAAUUGGAGAAGUUUGGGAAAGCUAUAAAGGAGCUGUUGGUAACUUUGGACGAGGACCUUGGAUUUGAAAUGCUUCAAACAGGGGGACUAGAAGGGGUCACUGCCAUGAAUUCAAGUGGCUCGCAGAACCUUGAAAUGAUUCAAACUGGAGGACUAGAGGGUGUCAGUGCUAUGUAUUCAAUAAUGGAAACCCCCUUUGAGCGAGCAGAGGAGUUAAAGAGGAAAAGAGAGGAAGAACUUGAUGAAGCCCGUCAGGGCAAGAGGCCUGCAACUGCUUACGCUACUCCAAGUCGUCCCCCAAUAGGUGGGUUUAUGGCUGAGGCUCGCCAGAAUUAUGGUCAGUCAGUGGCUGCACUGGCUACUCAAGGAUCUCUGUUCUCAACCAAUGAAGGUACACAAAUACAACUGAGGGAGGCUGCUCAUGGUAAGGAGGCCUCGACCUCAUCAAUGGCACCUCCACAGGUGGAGCUGAGGAUGUUCACUGGUGAUGAGCUUGGACUAGGGAGCAAAACCGAGGUUAGUGUGUGCGAUCUUGUGGAGGUAAUCAAUCAGAUAAUAGAUUAUGGCUUCAAGUUUCAACUCAAAGAUUAUGAGGCCUUUUGUGAGGGGCCUGGAAUUGCUGACAUGUUCAAAGACUCUAGGGAUAAGGAAGAACAAGAGUUCAUGGAAGAAUUAAAGAAGCUUGAAGAAGUUUUGAUGAGCAAUGCUAGGGGCACUCGCUUUUCGCAUUCUCCGGUCAACACUUUCUCUUUUAUUGGGCCACGUUAUCUUGGUUCCCGAGAAGUUGCGCUGAAAGCUUUAAAGAAGCUUACGUCGCCCAAUGAAAGGGGAAGUGCUGGCCGGAGAGUGCGAAAAGCGAGUGCCCUAGCAUUGCUCAUGAUGGGAUAUUGUGAGGGAGAAUUGCAGUCCAGCACUACAUGGACUACACCAUUGACUGCAGGUGCCAUGAAUUCUACUGCGACUGAAGUUAGUAGCUUGGUAUUGCAUGACCCCAGUGUCUCUCGUGCAGAGCCUCAUCAUGACCCUCUUGGCAUGCAAGGAGGAACUGUUGCUGCUGGAUCCUCUGGUGAUCCCACCACCCAGUCGUCCCCACACAAUGAAAAAGUUUAGCUCUUCCUUGAUCCAACUGUGAUAUAGGUUUUUUAUGUUUAGGUUAUGUUUAGGUUGGCUUAUCGUAAAUAUGUGUUAUGUUGGUUGAGCUAUUAUUAAGAAUGAUACGAACUUAAGUACAUGGACACCGAUUAGGUGGUUGUGUUGAAUGGGAUAUUUAAACUUGAUGUUAAUAAUGAUUUUUAGUGUAU